This is a messenger RNA of Marmota flaviventris (yellow-bellied marmot), 969 nucleotides long. RefSeq names its product ES cell expressed Ras (gene Eras). Gene Ontology annotation, molecular function: GTPase activity; GTP binding. Gene Ontology annotation, biological process: signal transduction. The record is from RefSeq and is a predicted model, not a curated record. Gene Ontology annotation, cellular component: membrane. Lineage: Eukaryota; Metazoa; Chordata; Mammalia; Rodentia; Sciuridae.
CCAACAUAAAUAAUGUAUGCAUAUUAGGAAGUAAUCAGCACACAGUAGGCACUCCAAAUGUUGAUUCAGUGACACCCAGAUAUCCCAGUGCCUCAUAUCCCUUGUUGUCUUUCUUCCAACUUGACAGAGCCUACUGUUCUCUCUUCCCUGAGCUGCCUGUUUUGGGGCAUGGAACUGCCAACAAAGCCUGAUGUCUUUGACCUGGGCCUGGGCACAUGGAACCCCAGCUCAAAGGAGAGUCGAGAGGCUUGGUCACACCGCAAGGGUGUUGGCAAGCGACUGCCUGAGUACAAGGCGGUGGUGGUGGGUGCAAGUGGCGUAGGCAAGAGUGCAUUGACCAUCCAGAUGACCCACCAGUGCUUUGUGGAAGACCACGACCCCACCAUCCAAGACUCCUACUGGAAGGAGGUAGCCCUGGACCGGGGGGGCUAUAUUCUGAAUGUGCUAGACACUGCAGGGCAGGAAACUCACAGGGCCCUGCGUGACCAGUGCUUGUCAGUUGGUGAUGGUGUGCUAGGUGUCUUUGCUCUCGAUGAUCCUUCAUCUCUGACCCAGCUGCAGCAGAUAUGGGCCACCUGGAGUCCUCGCCACCCCCAGCCCCUAGUCCUGGUGGGCAACAAGUGUGACCUUGUGACCACCACUGGAGAUGCUCAUGCUGCUGCUGUAGCCCUGGCUCAAAGCUGGGGAGCCCCAUUCGUGGAGACCUCAGCUAAGACCCGGCAAGGUGUGGAGGAAGCCUUUUCCCUGCUCAUCCAAGAGAUCCAAAGGGUCCAGAAGGCCAUGGCAGUGUCACGUGAGGAGAAGUCCCAGCACCAGAAGGCCAUGUGCAGCUGUGGCUGCUCUGUGGCCUGAAGAUAUAGGUCUGGAAAGAUGGCUUCUCCCACAGGCCAGGGUGAUGAUUCCUUUAAUAUGAGACACCCCCUAUCAACUAGUAUCAUGGACACUGUUGGUGUAAUGGGCAUAGAUGGA